Messenger RNA from Hyalella azteca, 3568 nucleotides. It is a transcript of the gene Ccz1, whose product is annotated as vacuolar fusion protein CCZ1 homolog. Lineage: Eukaryota; Metazoa; Arthropoda; Malacostraca; Amphipoda; Hyalellidae. The coding region runs from base 87 to 2120 and encodes 677 amino acids. The transcript is spliced from 11 exons. The record is from RefSeq and is a predicted model, not a curated record. Gene Ontology annotation, cellular component: Mon1-Ccz1 complex; intracellular membrane-bounded organelle. Gene Ontology annotation, biological process: vesicle-mediated transport.
AUCCGUUUUAAGCCAUAAGGCGUUUUGCUGUAAAGUGUCUUUUUUUAAUAUUAAAUUUAAUUGCAAAAAUUAUCGUUAACAAACGAAUGUCGGAAUAUUAUUCAAAACCAAAACUUAUAAGCUUCUACAUAUUCGAUAGUCGAAAUGGUCAAAAAGAGGGUGAGGAACAUGAGAAAAUGCUAUUCUACAGCCCUCCUGAAGAGCGGCUCAACUCAAAAGUCCGUAAUAUUGGCCUGUCAGAAGCCUUUACAAGAUUUACCAGCAUGUUCAAUAAGUCUUCUGACUGUGAGACAGUGCAUUCUCAGAAGCAUUUAACUGCCAUGCUGCAGCCUGAACCCUUCAUCUGGAUGGUUCUGAAAGUGUCUCUGGCUCACUCAUGCCAUAAAGUGGCACCAUCACCUAUGAAGAAGUGCCGGGGGUCAAAAAGUUCAACACAGUCUAGCCCUAAGCCAAGUCAUAGGUCGAAGCCUUUAGUCAUUGGUGAAACUCUCAGCUCAGAAAGAGAUGCAGCCACUGGCUCUCUGAGCAUCAACAAUCAGGAUAGCCGAGACCUACGUCAUAUCCAAUCAAGUAGUUCUUCUUUACUCACCACAACCAAUGGCCAAGAGUAUGCCAGUGGGAGUCCUAGAAAUAACAGUGCUGAUUUAGCUAGUGUUGCCAGUUCUGUCAGUAAUGCCAGUUCUGAAGAUGCUUUAGUCAACCACAAAACUUCUAAUAAUAUUGUAGUAGAUGCUGAGUCACAAGAGGGUUUUAUACAUUCUCAAGAUAAUGUAGGUAUUGAAUCUUCUACUUCUUCUUCUAUUAUCAAUGAUAGUAAAGUUUUUAGUAACGAAAAUGACGUUGAAGACAGAAUAAUAGCUAAUAAGCAAGAUUGUGACAGUCAAGACUCUUCAAAAGAUAAUCUGUGUAGUAACCUACCUUCACAACCUGGAAACUGUGCACCACCAAGCAUAUCUUCUACUUGUUCUAAUCCUGACUGUGCAAGCACUGCUCACUACAUCAGUUCCAGCUUACAGCCAUCUGUUCUCAAGUCACAUUUACAGGCUGCCUACUCAGCCUUUACGUUUCUGCAUCAUAGUUUUAAUAAAGUUCUAGAGGAACAGGGACUAGUGGAGCUCAGGAACGUUUUGAAAGAUUUUUAUGAUAAGUAUUUAAGCGAGGUGGAGAUGUCACAUGGAGACAUGAGCAGCGUGUGGCGGGGGCUCUCUUACCUGCCUCUGAGACAGGGUGUGCUGCUCAGAGUUCGCUGCUGCCUUGCCUCGCUCUGCUCAGCCAUUCCUGCUGUGCGCGCCGCCGCCUUCCUCUACUCGGGCAGCGUUGCUUGGUGUGAUUUUGACCUGGAGUCGCUGCGCCGGUUGCUGCACUACCUCCACUACACCGGCAUCCUGGAGCAGGUCAAGCUGUCAGCCAGCUCUCAGGAACCUGGCUACUCUAACAGGUUCAUCGGUGGAGUGGGCCACAGUGUGCGGGCGUACGUGGGUGAGGACGGACGUGCUGGUGUUGCUGGCAGGAGACGCGAGUGUCGGCUGCUGCUCUACUCCUGCGCCGGGGCUAUAGUGCCCAUUGUCUUCGCUGCGGAAGAACGUCUGCUGCCGAGCCUCUACGAGAAGCUUGCCCGCACUUUGGACUCGCGCGUCACGCAACUCGUGGCCGAGAUCGCGUCAUCGCGGCCACCAAACCCGUCAGGUGGUAGCGACCACCUGAGCUACGUCUACCACAACGCCAUGAACCUCGCAGUGAAGAGCACCUUGAGGGUGGAGCGGCCUCCUGACCACCCUAUGACUGGGAGAGUUGAACGGCAUUGCGGGGGCGGCGUGAUGGAGACGGGGGCGUUCGGGCUGGGGGGCAGCGUGGUGCUGGUGUCAGCUCCUGCCGGGGCUGCUGCCAUCCCUUGGAAGGUUAUGCUUACCAUCGUCGACAUGCAGGCCGACAUGAUCAAGUACGGACACCAGGAGAGCGUCCUGAAGACCGUCGACGAUCACUGGGUCGUCGGGCGCACCGGCAACGGACGUCAACUCUUCGUCACGCUCGUCAACACAAACUCCAACCUCGUCGAGAUCACGGAUGAGGUGCAGAGAGUUACGCAGCUUCACUUCGGUGACGUCUUCAUGCUGGAGUGAUCAGGACUGGUGUCAACUGCCCACGCAAGAGAACUUCAUACACCGGAAAAAGAUUGAUGCGUGAUGUUCAUCAAUAUUUAUACAUCUGAAUAUUGAUAGUGGUGCUUGCUACCGCAGUAUUGUGCACGUGUCUUGGUUGUCGACAUCAUCGUAGGUACUUAAAAAGGUUCUAAAUUAUACAAGUUUUUCUAAAUUUGUUGUCUCUAUCAAAUUGUCACAGUCCACUGGAUUUAUGUUGCGUAUGCAAUAUUCAGUGGCAAAUAAUGACCUAUUCUAAACAUAGCAUUUACCAAUUGAGAUUCAGUCGAGCUUAAAGAGAAUGAUUGUGCCGUGUUAUUUUCUACAUAACAUUCACCAAUAAUUACCAUGCUUCUCAACUUCGUGCAAUCGAGCAAUGAAAUGUUACGUUUGUUUGGAGUCCUUGUGCAAAUUUUUCAAAUUAUGACCAGUUGGAGAAAUUGGGUAUCUUGGAUAACAGCUGUCAUUUGUUCUUCAUGUACCGAGAAACUUGGUGUGUUGAAGCGUUACUUGAAACUUCAUUUGACAAUAAUAAAGAGAAUUAACCUUAGUUAUUUUCCCAUGUUGUUUUUAAUUAUGAAAGUUAGCUAAUUAAUAUGUAUUUUGAAUUGAGUGCUUAGAAUGGUCCUUAUUCUCGUGUUGCAAAAAACGUUGAGCCUGAAAAAAAAGAUGAAUAUGCUUUAAACAAUUAUCUCUCGUCUGAAAUUUCCUGAGCUGUGCAAUAUAGUUGUUGCCACGUGACAGAUUAUUUCCUGUAUUAGCUUCGCGUUCAUGUAGCAUUUAAUCGAGUUCAUCCUUUGCUUAUUAGCAGUUCAUGACUUGCGAGUGAGCUGGGGAUGUUAACAUGGUGAUCAAUUAUUCAUUGGGCUUGGUUUAAAUCCAUGAGACAUUACUCCCUUGUCUUUGACUACCGAAAUAUUCGUGUGCUGAAUUAUGAAGUAUUGUGCUUAAAUAGUUCGAAUAAUACUAUCUAAAUUAUGAAGUAUUGUGUUUAAAUACCGUAGUUCAAAUACCAAUACUAUCUAAAUUCAAAAGUAUUGUUCUUAAAUAAUUCAAAUAAUACUAUCUAAAUUAUAAACUAUUUUUCUUAAAUAGUUCGAAUUAUAAUAUCUACCAAAGUUAACUUGAGCGAGGCCAAGUGUUAUGUGCUAUUUACCUGUAGAAUAUAUCUUAGCUCAUGUACAUGCUUGUUAUUGACUGUGAUUUUAUGAUUGGAAUGCGCCAUGUAAAAUUUACCUAAUAGUUCGGAAACAUUCCUCUUUGUUUCUUAUUUAUUAAUCGAUCUUUAACCCGAAUGAUUUUAUGUCAAACUUUUAUGUAAUGAAGAUGGAAUAUGAGAUUCCCUCUUCGUUAACUGCUGCGAAUGUAUUUGUGGUGCCUGUGUAUUUUUCUCCAGCCUUGUAUGCAGUAAUGAAUUAAUGACAUAUUCA